AAACCCCAAAGAAGAAGUUAACAUUACAGAAGUUAAUGAAAUGGCUUCGCUGUCGUUCGUUCGAGGCGCUCUACUCGUGUCGUUUUCAGUUCUUUUGACAGUAGUUCUGGGGUUCGGACUCCCAACGUUGCUGAAUGCUGUCGCUAAAUGCUGUGGUUUUCCUGAGACCAGCGUGACAGAGUGCAUAGUCGGGGUGUAUUUCAUUUUUGUACUCUAUGUCGCGACACCACGGAUACCCAGAGGAUCGAUAGAGGUAAAGGGAAAGGCAGUAUUCAUCACAGGCUGUGACAGUGGGUUUGGUCAUGCCACGGCUAAGCACCUCCACAAACUGGGCUUCACUGUCUUCGCUGGAUGUCUGUUCAAGGAGAAGGGUGGGGAGGGGUCUAUGGAGCUGGAGGAGAUGCAGUCAGAUCGGAUGAAGGUGCUUCAGCUGGAUGUCUGCAGUGAGGAACAGGUGAACAGAGCUGUGGAGUACGUUAACACACACCUGGACGACUCACAGAGAGGUCUGUGGGCGGUGCUGAACAAUGCAGGUGUGUCUACGUUUGGUGAGGUGGAGUUUACGACCAUGGAGACGUACCGCCAGGUGUCAGAGGUCAACCUGUGGGGGGUUAUCAGGGUCACCAAGGCCCUCCUGCCCCUCAUCCGUAGGGCCAAAGGUCGUGUGGUCAACCUGGCCAGUAUGUAUGGGCGGAUGGGCAAUGCCCUGCGUUCUCCAUACUGUGUGUCUAAAUAUGGUGUGGAAGCAUUCUCCGACUGUCUACGUUACGAGAUGAAGGCCUGGGGGGUGAAGGUCUCCGUCAUCGAGCCGGGGAACUUCAUUGUGGCCACGGGCAUCCUGACCCGGGACAUUGUGGCGACUACGGCUGAUAAACUGUGGCGCGAGGCGCACCCUGGUGUCCAGGAGGACUAUGGCCACGCCCACUUCGACAAACACAUGGCUCUGAUGAGGUCAUACUGUAGCAGCGGACAGAAGGAUGUCCAACCCGUCCUGGAUGACAUCACCGACGCCAUCACGUCACGCCGCCCGUUCACGCGCUAUAACCCCAUGGAGCCUCAUUGGUGGAUCAGGAUGCAGGUGAUGACACACCUACCGGCCGCCAUCUCCGACCGUCUCUACUUCUGAACUCGAGGAUCUCUGUCUCUGAUCGUCUCUACUUCUGGACUAGAGGAGCUCCGACCGUCUCUACUUCUGGACUAGAGGAUCUCUGUCUCUCAUCGUCUCUACUUCUGAACGAGAGGAUCUCUGUCUCUCAUCGUCUCUACUUCUGAACGAGAGGAUCUCUGUCUCUCAUCGUCUCUACUUCUGAACGAGAGGAUCUCCGACCGUCUCUACUUCUGAACUAGAGGAUCUCCGACCGUCUCUACUUCUGGACUAGAGGAUCUCCGACCGUCUCUACUUCUGGACUAGAGGAUCUCCGACCGUCUCUACUUCUGGACUAGAGGAUCUCCGACCGUCUCUACUUGUGAACUAGAGGAUCUCCGACCGUCUCUACUUCUGGACUAGAGGACCUCCGACCGUCUCUACUUCUGGACUAGAGGAUCUCCGACCGUCUCUACUUCUGGACUAGAGGAUCUCCGACCGUCUCUACUUCUGGACUAGAGGAUCUCCGACCGUCUCUACUUCUGGACUAGAGGAUCUCCGACCGUCUCUACUUCUGGACUAGAGGAUCUCCGACCGUCUCUACUUCUGAACUAGAGUAUCUCCGACCGUCUCAAACUUGUGAACUAGAGGAUCUCCGACCGUAUCUACUUCUGAACUCGAGGAUCUCUGUCUCCGACCGUCUCUACUUCUGGACUAGAGGACCUCCGACCGUAUCUACUUCUGGACUAGAGGAUCUCUGUCUCCGACCGUCUCUACUUCUGGACUAGAGGACCUCCGACCGUAUCUACUUCUGAACUAGAGGAUCUCUGUCUCCGACCGUCUCUACUUCUGGACUAGAGGACCUCCGACCGUCUCUACUUCUGAACUAGAGGACCUCCGACCGUCUCUACUUCUGGACUAGAGGAUCUCUGUCUCCGACCGUCUCUACUUCUGGACUAGAGGAUCUCUGUCUCCGACCGUCUCUACUUCUGGACUAGAGGACCUCCGACCGUCUCUACUUCUGGACUAGAGGAUCUCUGUCUCCGACCGUCUCUACUUCUGGACUAGAGGAUCUCUGUCUCCGACCGUCUCUACUUCUGGACUAGAGGACCUCCGACCGUCUCUACUUCUGGACUAGAGGAUCUCUGUCUCUGAUCGUCUCCAUAUGUACAGUAUAUCAUAUUGCAUUAGGGUUCCGUUCCACUUUAGAGUCUUACAUUGGCAUAUUCUCCAUGGAAAAUAACAAGCUAUUGAUUCUCAAUAUGUAAAUCUAAUUUGAAUGAAUUUAGGGGUCCAGGGACCACUGUUGUAGGGGUCCAGGGACCACUGUUGUAGGGGUCCAGGGACCACUGUUGUAGGGGUCCAGGGACCACUGUUGUAGGGGUCCAGGGACCACUGUUGUAGGGGUCCAGGGACCACUGUUGUAGGGGUCCAGGGACCACUGUUGUAGGGGUCCAGGGACCACUGUUGUAGGGGUCCAGGGACCACUGUUGUAGGGGUCCAGGGACCACUGUUGUAGGGGUCCAGGGACCACUGUUGUAGGGGUCCAGGGACCACUGUUGGGGACCACUGUUGGGGACCACUGUUGUCGGGGACCACUGUUGGGGUCCACUGUUGUCGGGGACCACUGUUGUCGGGGUCCAGGGACCACUGUUGUCGAGGUCCAGGGACCACUGUUGUCGGGGUCCAGGGACCACUGUUGUAGGGGUCCAGGGACCACUGUUGAAGCUAAGGAUUGUUUGACACUGAAUCUGUGAUUUGAGCCAUUUAGAACAUUAUGCACUAUUGUCUUAUCUACAAUAUAUACGUUAUUCCACCCCCUUGGAAAUGGGAUUUUUUUUCCUUAAGUAAUACAUUAAGCUCUAAUAUUCAAGUGAUAAAGCCUGAGAAGCCGAUGUUUGGAGGAUAUAUUGUCCCGAGGCGAACACCAGCUCCCAGGGCAUUAUCACCUUUAUACGGGUUACCAACAUAUUCAAAUAAUGAUUUACAUAUUUUCAUUAAAAACAUUAUUUUGAUGAAUUUAUUCAUCCUUCCAUAAGAUAUAGUCCCGACACAAAUCUAUGGGUGAUACCCAAGCCGGUUGGUCGUUCGUUCUAUCGGUUCGGUUGACAGAGACGCAACCCAGUCGCUGUCCUUUUGUUCUGUAUCUAUGGACACGACCCAGUCGCUGUCCUUUUUGUUCUGUAUCUAUGGAGACGACCCAGUCGUUGGCCUUUUUGUUCUGUAUCUAUGGACACGACCCAGUCGUUGCUCUGUAUCUAUGGACACGACCCAGUUGUUGCUCUGUAUCUAUGGACACGACCCAUUCGUUGUUCUGUAUCUAUGGACACGACCCAGUCGUUGUCCUUUUUGCUCUGUAUCUAUGGACACGACCCAGUCGUUGCCCUUUUUGUUCUGUAUCUAUGGACACGACCCAGUCGUUGUCCUUUUUGUUCUGUAUCUAUGGACACGACCCAGUCGUUGUUCUGUAUCUAUGGACACGACCCAGUCGUUGCUCUGUAUCUAUGGACACGACCCAGUCGUUGCUCUGUAUCUAUGGACACGACCCAUUCGUUGUUCUGUAUCUAUGGACACGACCCAGUCGUUGUCCUUUUUGCUCUGUAUCUAUGGACGCGACCCAGUCGUUGUUCUGUAUCUAUGGACACGACCCAGUCGUUGUUCUGUAUCUAUGGACACGACCCAGUCGUUGGCCUUUUUGUUCUGUAUCUAAGGACACGACCCAGUCGUUGUUCUGUAUCUAUGGACGCGACCCAGUCGUUGUUCUGUAUCUAUGGACGCGACCCAGUCGUUGUUCUGUAUCUAUGGACACGACCCAGUCGUUGUUCUGUAUCUAUGGACACGACCCAGUCGUUGUUCUGUAUCUAUGGACGUGACCCAGUCGUUGUUCUGUAUCUAUGGACGCGACCCAGUCGUUGUUCUGUACCUAUGGACGCGACCCAGUCGUUGUUCUGUACCUAUGGACACGACCCAGUCGUUGGCCUUUUUGUUCUGUAUCUAUGGACACGACCCAGUCGUUGCCCUUUUUGCUCUGUAUCUAUGGACACGACCCAGUCGUUGUUCUGUAUCUAUGGACGCGACCCAGUCGUUGUUCUGUAUCUAUGGACACGACCCAGUCGUUGCCCUUUUUGUUCUGUAUCUAUGGACACGACCCAGUCGUUGUUCUGUAUCUAUGGACACGACCCAGUCGUUGCCCUUUUUGCUCUGUAUCUAUGGACACGACCCAGUCGUUGGCCUUUUUGUUCUGUAUCUAUGGACACGACCCAGUCGUUGCCCUUUUUGCUCUGUAUCUAUGGACACGACCCAGUCGUUGCCCUUUUUGUUCUGUAUCUAUGGACACGACCCAGUCGUUGCUCUGUAUCUCUGGACACGACCCAGUCGUUGCCCUUUUUGUUCUGUAUCUAUGGACACGACCCAGUCGUUGCCCUUUUUGUUCUGUAUCUAUGGACACGACCCAGUCGUUGCCCUUUUUGUUCUGUAUCUAUGGACACGACCCAGUCGUUGCCCUUUUUGUUCUGUAUCUCUGGACACGACCCAGUCGUUGCCCUUUUUGUUCUGUAUCUAUGGACACGACCCAGUCGUUGCCCUUUUUGUUCUGUAUCUAUGGACACGACCCAGUCGUUGGCCUUUUUGUUCUGUAUCUAUGGACACGACCCAGUCGUUGCCCUUUUUGUUCUGUAUCUAUGGACACGACCCAGUCGUUGUCCUUUUUGCUCUGUAUCUAUGGACACGACCCAGUCGUUGGCCUUUUUGUUCUGUAUCUAUGGACACGACCCAGUCGUUGGCCUUUUUGUUCUGUAUCUAUGGACACGACCCAGUCGUUGCCCUUUUUGUUCUGUAUCUAUGGACACGACCCAGUCGUUGCUCUGUAUCUAUGGACACGACCCAGUCGUUGGCCUUUUUGCUCUGUAUCUAUGGACACGACCCAGUCGUUGCCCUUUUUGCUCUGUAUCUAUGGACACGACCCCGUCGUUGGCCUUUUUGCUCUGUAUCUAUGGACACGACCCAGUCGUUGCCCUUUUUGCUCUGUAUCUAUGGACACGACCCAGUCGUUGGCCUUUUUGUUCUGUAUCUAUGGACACGACCCAGUCGUUGCUCUGUAUCUAUGGACACGACCCAGUCGUUGGCCUUUUUGUUCUGUAUCUAUGGACACGACCCAGUCGUUGCUCUGUUACUAUGGACACGACCCAGUCGUUUGUUCUAAAUGUUCCGUUGCCAUGAUGGCUGGCAAUGAUCUUAUUCCUUGCUUGCUAGCUAGUCAACUUUGGCUAACAGUCAUGUCAAAGUGUUGCCAGAAUAACAACAGUAGCUGCGGUUGUUUUAAUCUGUUUUCUAGUGAUUGUUUCGGGAUACGUCCAUAAUAAUGAUUUCUCCUGGCUGAGAACAAUCUCUCUCCAUCUACACAGCUAACAGUCACUUGAAACUGAAGAUGGAAUGACAGCAAACUAGCUACAUUUACUGUCUUUCUAUUGACAUUUCUUCCUAUAGAUCCAUAAAAAUGAUGCCGAGUCAUGAUUGACUGGCUGAGAUAAGCUGCUUGUCUGUCCAGACACGUUCAUUUACCAUGGGACAGCUGGAGAUCGAGUUUCAAUAUUGUCUUUUUUGUUGUUGUUCUUUUUGCAAACGCCGGAGAGGCAGACGUUAUUACAAAUCUCCGCUGUUGAAAACCAAUUGUUCAUCUAAAAGUAAUGUGAGAUAAUGUCUAGAUGCUUUUUAUAGUGGGGAUCAAGUUUAUAAGUUGCCUGACUGGUCUGAUGAGACAGUGGAUUGAGCAGCCAGAUGGAACAGACUAAAUAGACAUUUUAACGGCAUAGAUUUAGCUGGUUGCAACUUGUAGAAUAGACAAUGGCUGGAAUGCGGUUUUAACCAAUCAGCAUCCAGGAUUAGACCCACCCGUGUAAAUCUUGAUAAGUAUUCAACUCUCUGAGUCAUGUUAGAAUCACCUUUCGUCAGCGAUUACAGCCGUGUGUCUUCUUGGGUUGGUAUCUAAGGGGCCGAUUCAGACUGAGGAAAUAUACGCCUUUGCACUUCUCAGUUGGUGUUCAGACUUACACGCAUUGUGUGCCCACAAAUGUUUGCUUAGGUUUUUUUUUGUUGCCAAACUAACAAUGUCUUACUGUAUUUAAAUUAUUUGAUUUGAUUUCAACUAACUUAUGUUUUAAUUCAGAGCACGCAUUGUGCUCUGCAGGUGUGGCUACCCUGCCUUCAAUUAAUAAAUAUAAUUCAACCACUGAAAACCC
Molecule: messenger RNA, 6321 nt
Organism: Salvelinus fontinalis (brook trout)
Lineage: Eukaryota; Metazoa; Chordata; Actinopteri; Salmoniformes; Salmonidae
Gene: bdh1
Product: 3-hydroxybutyrate dehydrogenase, type 1
Exons: 5
Coding region: 41-1126 (361 amino acids)
Molecular function (GO): oxidoreductase activity
Source: RefSeq, a predicted model, not a curated record